AUGCUCGGCUGCGCCCUCGAGAGCCGCGAGGCGGUUUUUGCGGCGCUCAGCUUCUCCGCCGCUUCCGGCUCGCUGCUCAUCAUCAACAAGCUGUGCAUCCACGCGAUUCCGGCUCCGUCCUUCAUCGCGACGAUACAGUUCGCCGUCUGCACCCUCUUCUGCCUCUUCCUCCGCGCCAGCGGCCUCGCCGCCGUCGAUGGGUUUGAGAGGGAGAAGGUGCGGCCGUACCUCGCGUACACGGGCAUGUUUGUGUGCACCAUCUACUGCAACAUGAAGGCGCUGCAGAACAGCAACGUCGAGACGCUCAUCGUCUUCCGCGCCUGCUGCCCCAUCGUCGUCUCGCUCCUCGACUACCUCUUCCUCGGCCGCGAGCUGCCGUCUGCGCGCUCCUUCGCCUCGCUGCUGCUGCUUGAGCGACGUCGUACGUAG
Messenger RNA from Emiliania huxleyi CCMP1516, 429 nucleotides. RefSeq lists its product as hypothetical. Lineage: Eukaryota; Haptophyta; Isochrysidales; Noelaerhabdaceae. The record is from RefSeq and is a predicted model, not a curated record. Bases 1 to 429 code for a protein of 142 amino acids. Gene Ontology annotation, cellular component: membrane. The transcript has 2 exons.